AUACUGAAUUGUUCAAUGAAACACGAUUUGAUGAGGCAUUGGAGCAAGACUUACAAGAUUUGUCACAAUGUAUUCAAAAUACACAGCCAGUCAAUGAUGAUUUAGCUGUUGAAAUGAUCAAUAGAUUGGAUGAGGUAUUAAGGACAACGACAGUUGCGACUAAUCCAAUGACGAGUACCGAUGAUGAUGAUGACAACAAUGAUGAUCAGGCUAGUUUAUCUUAUAAUUUAACUGAAAAUGAUAUUCCAAUGAUUUAUUAUGGGCAUUUGGAUCGCAAGACAAUUACCAGAGAAUUCCAAUUUAAUUUACAAGUUACACCAAGUCAAUCAAAGAAUAAAUUUCAUGCUAGAUAA
This is a messenger RNA of Adineta ricciae, 353 nucleotides long. Lineage: Eukaryota; Metazoa; Rotifera; Eurotatoria; Adinetida; Adinetidae. The record is from the annotation of a GenBank genome assembly.